Molecule: messenger RNA, 1694 nt
Organism: Anguilla anguilla (European eel)
Lineage: Eukaryota; Metazoa; Chordata; Actinopteri; Anguilliformes; Anguillidae
Product: homeobox protein Hox-B3-like
Exons: 3
Coding region: 885-1604 (239 amino acids)
Biological process (GO): regulation of transcription by RNA polymerase II
Cellular component (GO): nucleus
Molecular function (GO): DNA-binding transcription factor activity, RNA polymerase II-specific; RNA polymerase II cis-regulatory region sequence-specific DNA binding
Source: RefSeq, a predicted model, not a curated record
CUCACAAAGGUAUUUUCUUUUUUAAAUAAUACAUCAGGUUUUAAUCAUUGAACCGAGCGCUUAGACAACCCGCUACAGUUAUAUUGAAUCUUUUGGAUUUUGAAACCUGAUUUUUAAGAAUAUUUUGGGCAAACAUACAAUGUAGCUAUGCAACCCAGCUAUAAAAACAAUAGCUACAUUACGUCGAUUUGUUUUUAAAAUAACAUACCAUAGCCUUCCUCAAAAAAAAUAGAAGUUACUAUUUUUUCAAAUUCCAGGAAUUUCCGUUCAGCUUUUUAACCGCAUCUCUGUCCUUAGUGCAAACGGAAAAUUAGAGGCAAGAUAAACGCGAGUUCCCCCUGAUGAAUGAUUACGCGCGUGCACACUGUCCUCUCUCUCUCUCUCUUCUCUCUCCCUUUCGGCCCCAAUCUAUCCCUCUGUCCGUGCUGCUGACUUUAAGGUGAAGGAUCUCUUCAUGUUUUAAUUUGUUCGUUUCUGCAGGCUGAAAAGUUUUUGCUCGUCGCAGAGCGGACUGGUGUGUCGUGGAAGGACCACGGCUCUCCAUUCACUUGACUCCGGGACGGCUUGUAUCUCCAGCAUCCUUCGGUGCGCCUGGCUAUUGGAGCACAGCCCCACGUGACCACAAGGAUGACAAUUACAUAUUCGACAAAGACAUCGAAGCCAAGAAAUGCGUGGGAUCAAGUGGAGACUACAUCCAUGAAUUUCGAGAACUACUCUGCCAGCGUCCAGUCACGUCUUUUCCCGGCGUCCGCCGCUCCUCGAUCCGGAUAAAUCCGUUCCGGAGCACUUUGGACCAGUCGUGUAGAACCACUGGCUCAACCAACGCCGACGGCACAAGCAGGUGCUCUUCAGGCGGCCAGUUAUCCAAGCAAAUCUUUCCAUGGAUGAAGGAGACGCGACAGAUCCAGAAAAGGAGAGCCCACAGCUUCACUGAAUCAGGUGAGUCGGCCAGCAGCAGCGGGGGCGAGACCAGCCCCCCGGGCGGCGGCGGCGCCGGAGGCGGUGGGCGUGGCCCGGCGCCGAAGCGCGCCCGCACCACCUUCACCAGCUCCCAGCUGGUGGAGCUGGAGAAGGAGUUCCACUUCAGCCGCUACCUGUGUCGCCCGCGGCGGCAGGAAAUGGCCUCCUCCCUGAAGCUGUCGGGGCGCCAGAUCAAGAUCUGGUUCCAGAACCGGCGGAUGAAGUACAAGAAGGAUCAGAGGGGGAGGGGGAGGGCCAGGGCGGAGGCCGAUUCGCCGCAGGGGCCGUCCCGCAGCUCCAGCCCCGGCCCAGGCCCCGGCCCCGGCCCCUCUGCCGGCUACGCCGCGCCCCUCUUCCCUCCCGCCUUCGAGUCUUCCAGAGGCGCCUACGGACUGGCGGCGUACGCCUCCGCGGACCGGCAGGGGGCGGGCCUCCUGUCGUCCGUGGCGCAGGCGUACGAUUGGCCCGACCCCGGAGCAGGCGGUCACGGCCACGUGAGCGCGGAGCCCGCGGCUGGACUGGGCGUCCCUGACCCCCCUUUCGCCGUUCUGGACUACGGCUGUGCGGUCCCCGGCCACGUCAGACGGGCCCUGGGGCCCCGCGACACGCAGGUGUCCUCCUUCUGUGACUUCGGUGCACACUGAAGUAGUCAGGCAUCUCCUCGGGACCUGUGGGGGUGAAGAACACACACAUGCACACACACAUAAACACACACACACACACGCACACACACG